Cornus florida is the source of this 1800-nucleotide messenger RNA. Its product is annotated as cytochrome P450 734A1-like. The record is from RefSeq and is a predicted model, not a curated record. The transcript is spliced from 4 exons. Gene Ontology annotation, molecular function: iron ion binding; monooxygenase activity; oxidoreductase activity, acting on paired donors, with incorporation or reduction of molecular oxygen. Bases 1 to 1518 code for a protein of 505 amino acids. NCBI's taxonomy places the organism in Eukaryota, Viridiplantae, Streptophyta, Magnoliopsida, Cornales, Cornaceae.
AUGUAUCUUCUACUUCUUAUUCUAAUCGUUCUACUUCUCAAAUUCUUCUUCAAAUCCAUACACUCACUCAUCUGGGUUCCACUAAAGGUUCAAAAACACUUCAGGAAACAAGGCAUAGGGGGUCCCAGCUACCGUCCGAUCUUCGGAAACUCGGCGGAGAUCAUACGACGUAUGAUGGCCGAAGCCGAAUCAAGACCAAUGGCUUUUAAUCACGAUGUUCUUAGUCGGGUGAUUCCACACUACUACAACUGGUCAAACAUUUAUGGGAAGACGUUCCUGUAUUGGUUUGGGGCAACGCCUCGUUUGGCUAUAGCCGAACCGGACAUGAUUAAGGAGGUGUUUCUCAAAACAGGUGUCUCCUUCCACAAGAUCUCAUUCAAUCCUCUUGGUAAGAUGACAUUUGGUGAUGGACUUCUUGCACUGUCGGGUGAGAAGUGGGCUUUUCACAGAAGAAUCAUAAACCCGCUCUUUAACAUGGAGAGAGUUAAGGAUUGGGUGCCAGAAAUUGUGGCUAGUACUACUAAGAUGCUGGAGAAGUGGGAGGAACAAGGAGAAGGGAGAGAUGAAUUCGAGGUAGACGUGCACGAAGAGCUUCAUAAGCUCAUAGCCGACGUUUUAUCGAGGACGGCUUUCGGGAGCAGUUUUGAAGAGGGAAAGCGCAUUUUUGAAUUACAAGAACAGCAAAUAAGUCUGGUUGUAGAGGCUGAAAAGAAUGUCUACAUUCCUGGAUUCAGGUUUUUGCCCACUAAGAAGAACAGAAUGUGGUGGAGGAUAGAGAAAGAAACUAGAGAUUUUAUUCGAAUGUUAAUUGAGAUGAACAACAAAACAAAAGAAAAUUCAAAAAAUCUACUUUCGUUGUUAGUGUCUGCCCACAAGAAUGAGGAUGGAAAAGAAGAGAGAUUGCAGGUGGAGGAGAUUAUAGAUGAAUGCAAGACAUUCUACAUUACUGGGAAGGAAACCACUGCCGUUCUUUUGACUUGGGCACUUCUUCUCCUAGCAUUGCAUCAAGAAUGGCAGAGCAAGGCACGAGAAGAAGUUCUUAGGAUUUGCGGAGACAAUGGGCUUCCUGCUGCAGAGAAUAUAAAUGACUUCAAGAUUUUGGGCAUGAUACUCGAUGAAACACUAAGACUCUACCCUCCAGUGGCGACGUUGAUGAGGCAAACAAACAAAAAUGUUAAGCUAGGGAGCCUCGACAUUCCAGCUGACACGGAACUUUUUUUUCCCUUGACUGCUAUUCAUCACGACAAAGAGAUAUGGGGAGCAGAUGCUAAUGAGUUCAAUCCGUGGAGAUUCGCUGAACAUGGGAAGUCUCUGGGCUCAUUUUUUCCGCUAGGGAUAGGCCCUAGAAUCUGUGUAGGCCAAAAUGCAGUUAUGGUUGAAGCAAAAGUUAUUCUAGCUAUGGUCAUCCAACAAUAUUGGUUUGAGGUAUCACCAUCGUAUGUUCAUGGCCCCAUGCUAUUUCUGACCCUACAACCGCAAUAUGGUGCACAAAUCCUCCUUAGGAGGAUUUUGAAUUGAAGCUAUGUUUGAAGUGUCCAAGUGAUUGUUGUUGUUACUGUUCAAUUUUGUUUUACGUUUCCUCUGUGUUUUAAUACAAGUACGUUGUUUUUUACAUUUUUUUUUUUUGUUUUGGAACAGCAUGAAUGAUAAAUCGGGCGGUCAAUAUAAUUUGAGGCCUUAGACAAAAAUUAUUUAAGUGGCCUUUUAAUGUGUAAUAUAUUAAUAUCAAAUAAUGGUUAUAAUAUUUGUUUUAAAAUUAUCCUUGUAUUCAAGUUUGAUCUUAUAUAUGAUUUUAUUAAC